Messenger RNA from Cucurbita maxima (winter squash), 794 nucleotides. RefSeq names its product small nuclear ribonucleoprotein SmD3b-like. The record is from RefSeq and is a predicted model, not a curated record. Lineage: Eukaryota; Viridiplantae; Streptophyta; Magnoliopsida; Cucurbitales; Cucurbitaceae. Gene Ontology annotation, biological process: RNA processing; spliceosomal snRNP assembly. Gene Ontology annotation, cellular component: U12-type spliceosomal complex; spliceosomal tri-snRNP complex; U5 snRNP. Bases 111 to 509 code for a protein of 132 amino acids. The transcript is spliced from 5 exons. Gene Ontology annotation, molecular function: RNA binding.
AGGUCGUUUGCCUUAUAAUUGGCUUUGCCGGGUCGCGAGUUCAAGCCUCAGAGAAGCUGAGAAGAGCGUUAGGGUUUUAGAGGAAGAUUUGAGAUUUGCAGAGAGGAGCCAUGAGCAGGAGCUUGGGAAUUCCAGUGAAGCUACUCCAUGAGGCCGCCGGCCACGUUGUGUCCGUGGAGCUUAAAAGCGGUGAGCUUUACAGAGGAAGUAUGAUCGAGUGUGAGGAUAACUGGAACUGUCAACUCGAAAACAUCACCUACACUGCUAAGGAUGGGAAGGUCUCUCAGCUUGAGCAUGUUUUCAUCAGAGGAAGCAAAGUCAGGUUCAUGGUCAUACCAGACAUGCUGAAGAAUGCUCCAAUGUUCAAGCGUCUUGAUGCUAAAAUUAAGGGUAAGGGUGCCUCACUUGGUGUUGGAAGGGGCAGGGCUGUUGCUAUGCGAGCUAAGGCUCAAGCUGCUGGGCGUGGAGGUGCAACUGGUCGGGGUGCGGUGCCAUCUGCCCGAAGGUGAUGAAACCAUGAAUACAGGUUGUAAUGUCCUCGGUUCAAGCCUCGAUUGCCAUUGGAAUGUUGACCAUCAGAUUGACAUCCCACACACUGAAGAAAUACGCGUUAUUCCAUUUUGUUGAGAAAGUGGGCUAUUGAUGACCAUAACCUUCAACUUCAUUAGAAACUUUUUGCUUCAGCCCAUUUUAUGUUAAGAUUGAACAAUUCAUUACCCCAUAUCAUCUUUGUUAUAUGUAUGUAGUAUCCGAACGUUCAUUUGCAUCUUUCAAUAGAUAACACUGUAAGAGUA